AUGGAGGGGUCCUGCAGCUCCUCUCCCGUCGGCUUUCAGAGAGCCUUGAAGCCUUUUCGAGGAUCAGCAGAAGAAGAGCCAUCUGCAGCAGCACAAGAGGCCCCUGAAACAACAAGGGUAACGUCCCCUUUGCAUGGGGAACCUCCACCGCCAACACACGCAGCGCCAGUGAACGCGCAAAGAGCUCACGCUGCAGCUUUGACACAGACUGAUCUUCCUCUUUCACCCGCUGCUGCUCUGUGCCCUCGAGCUUGCGACCGCUUCGAGAAUCUCUUGAACACUUAUAGGGCCCCUGGUCUCCGCAGAACCACCCCCGGAGAGGUCGACGUUCCUCCUCGCGAUCGACUGUCAACUUUGGAUUCUGCAUUUGCGCCUCCUAUGGAGGAGGCUGAGGACAAAGGUGCCUUUUCGCAGUGGUGUCGAUUCGCCUCGGAAAUGAUCUAUACGGGGGAACCCAAGCUGGCAAAGGCGCUUCUCGGGGAAGGCAACGACGAGCUGGAUUCUUCGGAGCUCUUACAGUGCGAGAGUUUCUUGCAGGCCGAACGGGAAGUGCUAUUACACGAGGAGCCUCAGGCGCAGUAUGCUGUUUCGUCAGCGAUUCCUAUAGAUGACAGUCGUCCCCCUCCCGUAAUGCAGCUGCCUAUUCACAAAGAGGUUGCAGGGAUGCCUCCCUCUAUGCUGAAGCCUCUGGUGUCUUUCCGGCUCGCCACUGCGGCGGACUGGCAGCAGCUCCAGCAGCUGCACGUUGAGGCGUUCCCCUUCGAGUACGAUGAAGCCUUCUACUCCCACAUCUGCUCGGGGAAGGGGUUCGCCCUCGUCGCUCUUGUGAGGCGGCAAGACAUUCGGAGGCUUCGGCAGCAACUGCAGCAACAACAGCAACCGCAACAGCAGCAACAACAGCAGCCGCAGGAGGAGGAGCGGGCAGAGUUCGCCUACCACCCCGUGUGUGUCAGUCGUGGUGGUAUGGGCAAUGACUCCGUCGCGACGGCUGCUGCUGAGGUGCCCCCGACAGCGGCUCCUGAGUGCGUAAACGAAUCGUCUCCGCCUUUGACUUUCUCUUGCUCUCCUGAACAGCAACAGCAGGACGAGGAGCUGCUCGUUGGCGUGAUUACGGUGUCUCAGAGCCUUGCGUAUAUCCGACCUGAAGACGCAGAGGCUGUCCGGCAGUGGAUGGAUCAGAGAGAAACAGAAUUGGCAGAGGAAGCCACAGCCGCAGCGGCAGUUGCUGCUGCUGAGGCAUCAGAUCUUUCGUCGGCGAAUAGCGAUCCAUCGAGGGAGGCGUCAGCGCAUCCGGGAGCCUCCUCCUCUGUUGUCGCAACGGGGGGGGGGGUGGGGCAGCCGUGUUGUCGCAUGCAACUGGCAGCGAGGCAGCCGCAGCAGCUUCUCACCCUUCCUACAUUUUUCUCGGUUUUUUCUCCGGAUGUCAACAGUGGCGCUACAGUGAUGGCGGAGCAGCGUGGAGGGCUUCGAGAAGACGGUGGUGUGUAUGCGGGUAAUUCAGUUUGGCCGUCCGAGCAGGCAGGCAUUGCAGCUUCGGCUGCUGUGCGCUCCGGUGGUUUAGAUUCGCCUUUGCUCAGUACAAGUGCGGGAGCUUGCGUUCCAGAUGUUUCUCAGCUGUUGCCUUCGGCGCUAGCUCCUGAUGAGGAGUGCAGCGAUUUGGCUUACGUAUUGACGCUGGCAGUUGCUGCACCGUUCCGCCGCUUGGGUGUUGCAGCUGCCCUGCUGCAUCUUGCGGUGGCAUUUUUUCGAUCUGCCUAUAAUCCUGUGGCCACUGCUGCACUGUAUCUGCAUGUGGUAGACUACAAUACCGCUGCUUUAUCCUUUUAUAUGAAAAAUGCCUUCUCAAACAUUACCUACAUCCCCGGAUACUAUGCGAUCAACGGAAAGUCCUACGGAUCGUAUCUGUGCUGCAUGCACCUGCAUGAACACUGCAGCGCCUGCAGCCAGAGCCGACUGCUGCGGGCUGUAAGGCAGUAUCAAACGCAAUCAUUCAUCAACAGGCAGACGGAGGGCAUCGUGAAGGGCCUUGAAGGCAUUGGGAAUGCCUUCAGAGCGGUAGGCAGGUCUGUCACUGCCUUCCUCCAGAACCAGGAGGUAAAUGACGCGCAAGACGCGAAUGCCAGCCUUCAGUCUUCUCACACAGACACGGGCUAG
This is a messenger RNA of Cyclospora cayetanensis, 2154 nucleotides long. RefSeq lists its product as uncharacterized. Gene Ontology annotation, cellular component: Golgi membrane. The coding region runs from base 1 to 2154 and encodes 717 amino acids. The transcript has a single exon. Gene Ontology annotation, molecular function: histone acetyltransferase activity; protein-N-terminal amino-acid acetyltransferase activity. NCBI's taxonomy places the organism in Eukaryota, Apicomplexa, Conoidasida, Eucoccidiorida, Eimeriidae. Gene Ontology annotation, biological process: N-terminal peptidyl-methionine acetylation. The record is from RefSeq and is a predicted model, not a curated record.